UGGUCCCCUCCCACUCCGCUCUCAACCCUCUCGCAAUCUCCCUUUGCCUUUAAAAAAAGCCGAAUCCCAUCCACCGCCUAUAGUAAAUGUAGAAGAAUUAGCUGCAAAGAGCACCGCAUUUUCUCUCCUGUCUUCUUUGCAGUGGCAAGAAAACCUACGAAGCUUCCUGUAGAGAUUGGCCCACAAAUCCCAUUUUCUGAGCUUCGUUUCUUCGCCGGUUGCAGAGAUCUCCGCUCCAAUCGAUCGGUGAUCGUCGGUCACUUUCUCUAAAGAUUUGAAUCUUUCACGACGGAAUGGCUUGGGAUUUGGAAUUCUAGGGUUUCUUUUUGCGGACGAGGGAGAUGCACAAGGGCCGGUCCCCGGAGCCUUUAGAUUUCUUCAUCUGGACCGUCGAGGAUGUUGGGUUAUGGCUGGAAGAAAUAAAUCUGGGCAGCUACCGCCAGGUUUUUGAAGAUAAUGCUGUCAAUGGAGAGUACUUAGAGAGCUUAUCCAUGUUCACAACGGAACAGAUUCUGCGGUUUAUCAGACGAUGCCACAUGAAAUGGGGAGAUUUUAUUACACUCUGCAAGGAGUUACGGCGCAUUAAAGUUGCAUGCCUGAAAGGAGAGCAAGCAGUUCGCAGGCCAUGGUGGGCCCCAUCAUGCCUGUCAGUGGUGUUUGUUAGGGUGGCCAAGCGCAAUAGGCAGUCUCGGGUUGUCUCCUUGAAGCUGGAACCUUGAGCUUCUACAUGAAAUCACCUUACCUCACAUGCUACACCAUACCCAUCAACCUUUCCCUUGCGCCUCUGUUUUUCAAUCCCCUUUCAUUUCCUGUUUAACUUUUGGGAUAAUGGCAUGUUGUUGCUAUGGGCUAGUGGGUUAUGAGGUGUUUUAGGUGUGCAGACAGUUUAGCUGUGCUUAUCCCUGUUUUGUUAUAUAUAAUUUUCUAGUCACUGUGUUAUGUAUUUGUUGAUCAAUUUUUCAUAUAUAGGUUUUUGUUGUGGCUUGAUCCAAGAAGAUAUAGCUUUUUAUGAGGAAAAUUAUAGGAAAUUCCGAUCAUCGCACUUUUAUGAAGCAGUGAAAGAUGCUACGAUUUUAAUAUUUGUGAAGAACAACCAUCACAAGUCUUCCUUUCAGAACAAGGCAUUACAUGCCUGCUAAGUGAACGAGUCAGAUUUUGAUGUGCCCUCCCUCAAGAUUUUGUUAUCAAAGCAGUGUUUUAGCAACUGCACAGGACUGUGCAAUUGGAAAGUGAUCAAGGACUACUUGUUUCUGCUACAGAUUUACUUCAUCGAGUGACCACGUUUCUUUUUGCUAGAUCAAAAUGAAAUUGUUGCAAAUGAAUCAUUCAAAAACAUUGUUGGAACAUGUGUUUGUUUGUAUGGUUUUGCACUUGUACAAGUCGCAUGAGUUUUUGUUUUUUGUUGUUUGUUGUUGUUGUUCCAUCGACACUAGGACAUUGUAAUGGAUGGAUAGAAAGCUGCGAUAUUAGAUUCUCUGUGUUCA
Phoenix dactylifera (date palm) is the source of this 1484-nucleotide messenger RNA. RefSeq lists its product as uncharacterized. The record is from RefSeq and is a predicted model, not a curated record. Lineage: Eukaryota; Viridiplantae; Streptophyta; Magnoliopsida; Arecales; Arecaceae. Gene Ontology annotation, molecular function: protein binding.